This is a messenger RNA of Trichophyton benhamiae CBS 112371, 1629 nucleotides long. RefSeq lists its product as uncharacterized. NCBI's taxonomy places the organism in Eukaryota, Fungi, Ascomycota, Eurotiomycetes, Onygenales, Arthrodermataceae. Gene Ontology annotation, cellular component: endoplasmic reticulum membrane. The coding region runs from base 1 to 1629 and encodes 542 amino acids. The record is from RefSeq and is a predicted model, not a curated record. The transcript is spliced from 5 exons. Gene Ontology annotation, molecular function: sphingosine-1-phosphate phosphatase activity.
AUGGCCGCAGACACGGAGAAGGAAAAGGAAAAGACAAAGAUAGACGCCGGACUCGCUAGUCUGAACCACUACCAGAGGAAGCUGCCGGCAUGGAGAUACAAGCUACGACAGCGCACCCUGCCCCUCGUCCGGUGGGAGACGCCGUACCUGGCAUGGCUGCAGGAGAGGAUACGCACACCUUCGCUUGAUUCCUGGUUCGCCAUCACUGCGAACCUGGGGACACAUACCUUCUACAUGGUCAUGCUGCCCGUGCUCUUCUGGACCGGACACACAGGCAUUGGUCGGGCGGUGGUUCAUUUGCUCGCUGCCGGAGUCUUCUUCAGCGGGUUCCUGAAGGACCUACUGUGUCUGCCACGGCCGCUUUCUCCCCCACUGCAGCGCAUCACCAUGUCCGGUUCGGCUGCGCUGGAGUACGGCUUCCCGUCAACCCACUCGACGAACGCAGUGUCGAUAGUCGUCUACGCCCUGCAUGCGCUACGCUCGCAAUCUGAUCUCGCACCACUCGCAUCCACCUUACUCCAGACGGGACUGUACGUCUAUGUCACCUCUAUAGUGAUCGGGAGGCUGUACUGCGGCAUGCAUGGCUUCCUCGAUGUGGUGGUUGGCAGCAUGCUCGGAGCUCUGCUUGGCUUCGUCCAAUGCGUCUACGGGCCAAAGUUCGAUGAAUACCUCUUUACCGGUUCGAUCAAGGAAGUCCUAGUCAUCGUUGCUGUCAUCAUCGUGCUGGUCCGCGUACAUCCAGAGCCCGCAGACUCGUGUCCCUGUUUCGACGACAGUGUUGCUUUUGCGGGCGUCUUUGCCGGAGUAGAACUGGGGAACUGGCACUUUGCGUCAACUAAAUAUUCGCUUUCCGUCCCUACGCCGGCUACGGUUCCGUUUGACCUGCAGCGCAUGGGUUGGCUCAAGACCGUGCUUCGCAUUAUAAUCGGCGUGGCAUGUGUCGUCGUAUGGAGGGAAGUGAUGAAGCCCACGCUGCUCAGGAUUCUGCCGCCGCUGUUCAGAGUCAUCGAGCGUCUAGGUUUGAGCCUGCCCCGACGGUUCUUCAAGCGUGCUACGGAAUAUACGCGCAUCCCGGGCCAGCUAAAGUACGACGACGUCAUGCCAAACGUCUCGGACAUUCCAUCCAUGCUCACUUCUAUCCGUCACCCACGACGGCGGGCCAUCUCCAUCGGCCCACAAUCAGAAGCCGACGCCUAUGAAGCCAUUGCGUACCGGCAGGAACGCCGACGAGCCAGUGCAGCGUCCGAGAACGGCCGGCCACCCACUCCAUCGCGCGAGAACGUCAAGAGCCCAACUCUACGGCCCACCACGCGCUCUAAACGAACGGCCUCCAAUGUGUCAGACACGCAGUCUCCCUCGAGGAGUCUUCAUGAUUAUGAGAAUAUGAUGGGAUCUGGAGCCCAGAUCUAUGAAGAGAGUAACGGGCAAUCCGUAGAUGCCCUUGCCAACGGUAAUGGGAAAGUAACGAAUAAUGAUGAGGAUGAUGAAAAGGACAUGUUUUUGAGGAUCACGCCACCUAGAGUGCGGUAUGACGUAGAAGUUGUCACGAAGCUGAUUGUUUACUCAGGUAUCGGACUGGUUGCCGUUGAAGGCAGUCCCAUAUUAUUCCACCUGCUGGGUCUCGACUAA